Molecule: messenger RNA, 1570 nt
Organism: Culex quinquefasciatus (southern house mosquito)
Lineage: Eukaryota; Metazoa; Arthropoda; Insecta; Diptera; Culicidae
Gene: CCHa2
Exons: 4
Coding region: 300-863 (187 amino acids)
Biological process (GO): neuropeptide signaling pathway
Molecular function (GO): neuropeptide hormone activity
Source: RefSeq, a predicted model, not a curated record
GCUCCACCGUGCUCCCGAAAGGAUCUUCCUUCUCGAAAUAUAAAAACGAAUCUAAAUCUCAGUGGUGUGGCGGUUGCGCGCCAAAAACGGUCUCUUGUUCGGUGGGCCACGUGUGCGUCCGAUUGGGUGCGAAUAUUUUUAGUGCGUCGUCGUCGUCGUCGUUGUUUGGUGUGUUUGUGCGUAAGUAAGUGUUCAUAAAGUUUUAGUGGUUCUAGUGGGUUCAAACGAGAAGAAAAGGUAGAAUCACGGGAAAGCAUAGCGGAAGUCGCUGGAUAUUUCAACAGUGGAGUUUACCCAGGAUGAGCUUUCCCCACAGUAAAAUGCCGCAAAUGUCCGCGACGAUUUGCAUCGUCAGCCUGGUCAUCGUGUCGGUGCUCGUGCAGAACGUCAGCGGAAAGCGUGGUUGCGCCGCCUUUGGCCACGCGUGCUACGGUGGCCACGGCAAGCGUUCCUCGCCGGGGACACUUCCCGAGGGAUACGACGGGGACGGGCAGCAGCGGCAGCUGAUCGUGGAAUCGAUGCCACCACCGUUGCCGUACGCCAAAGCCCUGAUGGCGCUGCAGAUGGACCGGAGUAGAGCUUACGAAGCAGCGCCCCCAGCCAUCUCUGGCGCCUUUCUGCGACCGGGACUGACGGAUUUGAUUGCGGUCGGACGGGACCAGCCGUCCGGACCCUUUACCGGUGCAAGCAGAAGUGAACAGGAUCGAUUCGAACAGACGGUGCGAUUCGCUGUGAACGCUGUUCUUAGGCAAAUGCUGGAGGAGAAUCGUUUGCGGCAGCGGGAUCAGCAGGAUGUCAGCGAGUUGGGACAACCGCAGGAGCAGCAGCAACAGCAGCCGCAAAUGGUCAGCGAGCAGAACUAAACGAUGAGAGAAAAAAGGAUGAAAACGCAGCAAAAUAAUGAUUGGCAACCAGGCGGCAGAUAUCGUGUAAAUUUCCGAGUAUUAUCCAUCGAAGCAGAAGCACCCAAAAAAAAAAAAAAAACAACAUGAGCAACAAAUCCGUUGAGCAGCGAGUUUAAAGUUUGUUUUUUUGUUGUUGCAAUUUUGUUUUCCCCCUUAGGUUAAAUUUUGGGUUGGGAGCAUUAAUCUAGGGUAAAUCGUGGUCAAAGAAUUAAAAAAAAUACAGCAUUUGCUGAUAAAGCUGGGCCACGUGCACUUUAUUUCGUCAUUCUUGCUAGCAUCAAGCUAUGCCGGAAAGGAAGGUUGAGUUGAAGAGUGGCGUAGUUAGACGGGACGAAUCGUGAGGAAAUUGGCAAGGGACACAAAGUGUUGAAUGUACAGAUUGAUUCUUAGCUUCAGCAGUGGUGAAAUUUACGUACUUAAUGAAUUAAAAAAAAAACAAGUGGAAGCAAACAGUGUCAAUAUGCAAAGUGUCGUUGUUUACUUUAAUAAUAAUAGGAUCUUUAAAUCAGAUGUAAACUAUACUUACUUACUAGGAGCUGAAUGAGCACAGCAGAGAUUCUACAAACAAACAGGUGAAACAAUUAUCAAAUGUUCAACAACAAGGUUAAUAGUUAAAUGAAACUUGUAAGGCUGGAACAGUUUUAUUAAACUAUUGCGAAAAAAUA